ACCAACUUCCCUUCUUUGUAUUGUAGCAUUCUAUUUCACCUUUCAUCCCCACACCUCACUCUGCAAUGAGUACUCUCCCCACAACACAAGGCAAAACCGUACCAGAUGCCUCUGAUUACAAGGGUCGCCCCGCAGAGAGGUCCAAUACCGGUGGUUGGAUUGCAUCCGCCAUGAUAUUAGGAGGAGAAGUGAUGGAGAGGUUGACAACACUGGGCAUCGCCGUGAAUUUGGUAACAUAUUUGACCAACACCAUGCAUUUGGGCAAUGCUGCCUCUGCCAACGUUGUCACCAACUUCUUGGGAACCUCCUUCAUGCUCUGCUUGCUCGGUGGCUUCUUAGCCGAUACUUUUCUCGGAAGAUACCGCACUAUCGCCAUCUUCGCAGCGGUUCAAGCAACUGGUGUUACAAUCUUGACAAUAUCGACCAUAAUUCGGAGCCUACAUCCUCCAAAGUGCACGGGAGACACUGUCCCACCAUGCGUACGAGCAAACGAGAAACAGCUAACGGUUUUGUAUUUGGCACUUUACCUAACGGCCCUUGGCACUGGCGGGUUGAAAUCGAGUGUAUCCGGGUUCGGGUCGGAUCAGUUUGAUGAUUCGGACCAAGAAGAGAAGAAGCAUAUGAUUAAAUUCUUCAACUGGUUCUACUUCUUCGUGAGCUUAGGGUCUCUGGCUGCAGUGACAAUUCUGGUGUACAUACAAGAUAACCAAGGCAGAGAGUGGGGUUAUGGGAUCUGUGCGUGUGCGAUUGUGAUGGCGCUUCUUGUGUUCUUGUCGGGUACGAGGCAGUACCGGUUCAAGAAACUUGUGGGUAGUCCCCUGACUCAGAUUGCUGAGGUGGUGGUGGCUGCUAUUAGGAAGAGGAACUUGGAAUUGCCCUCUGAUUCCUCAUUGCUCUUUAACGACUACGAUACCAAGAAGCAGACCUUGCCGCAUAGCAAGCAGUUCAGAUUUUUGGACAGAGCUGCAAUCAAGGACUCAUCUGAAGUUGGUGGUGGAAUCACGGUGAAGAGGAAGUGGUAUCUCUGUACCUUAACAGAUGUGGAAGAAGUGAAAUCGGUGCUAAGAAUGCUACCCAUAUGGGCAACCACCAUAAUGUUUUGGACCAUCCAUGCUCAAAUGACCACAUUCUCAGUGUCACAAGCGACCACCAUGGACCGCCACAUAGGAAAAAAGUUUCAAAUCCCGGCAGCAUCGAUGACGGUCUUCUUAAUCGGAACAAUUCUGUUAACGGUUCCCUUUUACGACCGCUUUAUUGUUCCGGUGGCAAGGAGAGUGCUUAAGAACCCGCAUGGGCUAAACCCUUUGCAAAGAGUUGGAGUUGGUUUAGUCUUGUCAGUGUUGGCUAUGGUGGCAGGAGCACUAGUAGAAAUAAAGCGAUCGAGAAAUGCGCAAUCACAUGGUUUGGUUGAUAAUCCACAGGGAAAGAUUCCAAUGACCGUGUUUUGGUUGAUCCCACAAAAUUUCUUAGUGGGGGCAGGAGAGGCGUUUAUGUAUAUGGGGCAGCUUGAUUUUUUCCUUAGAGAAUGUCCCAAAGGGAUGAAAACAAUGAGCACGGGACUGUUCUUGAGCACGUUGUCCUUGGGAUUCUUCUUUAGCUCCUUGUUAGUAUCUAUAGUCAACAAAAUGACAGCUCAUGGAAAGCAAUGGCUUGCAGAUAAUCUUAACCAAGGGAGACUCUACGACUUUUAUUGGCUUUUGGCUACGCUGAGUGCUAUAAACGUUGUGUUAUUCUUGGUUUGUGCUAAGUGGUACGUCUACAAGGAGAAGAGACUUGCUGAGGUGGGCAUAGAAUUGGAAGAAACAGACGAUGCUGCUACUUUCCAUGCGUAGGAUUUUUCUCCUACAACCUUUUCUCUCUUUUUCUUUUUUUCUUUCUUUCUUUUUUUUUUUUUUUUUUGGGAAAUAACUUGCUGCUUGUAUUAAUAUGAUAAUUUAGCUUUUGGUUACCACAAUUAAGAUUGUAAGUUGUAACCAUUUUCAAAGUGCCUAUACUGUGGGAAAGAGAAAACAAAUAAAGUGAAUAGUUUGCUACAUAAUCACCAGGUCUUGUUUAUUUUGAGUGUUUUCAUCAAUCUAAUCCAUUUCUUAAUCAUACACACAUAUGUUCUUUUCAAACGUGACAGUUAAGUCCCACUAACCUUUGGAUUAUAGUAAUGUAAGACACAUAAUAUACAGUGGGCAAAGACGAGAUUUCUUUUGGGGUCCAUGGCGAAAACGAGCAUUGGUUUUUAUCCAAGAAUAUAACAAGCUUUUUUUUUUUUUUUCUUUUACAAACAAUAAGCCUGAAAAACGCUACAAGCCCAAAGGCAACUUUUGCAUAUUAAGAAAGGUAUCCGAGGAGAAUGGUUUAACAUGUAUUAAUAACCAUUAAACCAACAAUAUCAGUCCCUGAUGACACUAAACUCGAAAUGAUACCAGUCAAAAUGGAACCCCAAACAUACCUGUAACCUGUUUUAAAACCAUUCACGGAAUAGAUGAUAUCAAUAUAGGUGUGUUUGCAUGUAUAUAUGUAACCUUCUCGUAUUUACAUAAUUUACGUAUAUAUUUUUAUACGUAAUUUAUUUGUCUUAAUAAGUCACGUACCAUCUUACAUCAGACAUUUUACUUUUUGUCACUCUUUUUUUAAGCAUUUUUGCUUAAAUUUUGUUAAUUCCGUUCUAUCCAGUUGGUAAUACUAAAAUUUCCCAAAUUCGUCCAUUCCAAAUUUAUAAAUUUGAAUUUUGAUAUAUGAUACAAAUUGAUAAUUUAUUUAGAUAUUUUUAAUGAAUAAUUUUUUCCUUAACUUAAAAAUUCUUAUAUCUUUGAUUUAUUCGUAUGUAAUAAAAUGAAAUCCUCGAUGUGAUAAUAAAACGUCACUUAUUAUUGUUUAUUCUUUCGUACCUUUAGUUUCACUAUUAUUUGACAAUAGUAAUAUUUUUACUAUUACAUAUAUUUUUUUAAAUUUUACCUUUUAUAUUUUAUCUAAAAUGUAAAAUGCCUGUAUAAUGUUUUUUUAAAAAGCCUAUACGGAUCUUUGAUACCUACUUUUCAUUUUUACUAUCUUUUUCACUAAAUUUUUCGAAUGAAAUCAUAUCUCAAUAAUCACGUUCAAGGUUAUAGGAAAAUAACAAGGAAAAUUUCUUUCGUCGAAGAAAGUAAUAAUGCGCAUUUCUCCCCAUUUAAACGUCUAGCAUGAGCUAUUCCGAAACUUCGUUCCCUGUAUCUUGUCAAUUGUGAAUGUGGUACAAGGAACGGAAUAUGCUUCGAGAAUAGAAAUGGGAAAAUAUAAUGUUUAUCACUGUAUAAGCUG
Messenger RNA from Abrus precatorius (Indian licorice), 3291 nucleotides. Its product is annotated as protein NRT1/ PTR FAMILY 6.3-like. NCBI's taxonomy places the organism in Eukaryota, Viridiplantae, Streptophyta, Magnoliopsida, Fabales, Fabaceae. The record is from RefSeq and is a predicted model, not a curated record. The coding region runs from base 66 to 1832 and encodes 588 amino acids. Gene Ontology annotation, molecular function: nitrate transmembrane transporter activity. Gene Ontology annotation, cellular component: membrane. The transcript has 5 exons. Gene Ontology annotation, biological process: transmembrane transport; response to nitrate; oligopeptide transport.